UGGAGGUCGAUAUUAAAACAGCUAGUUCUAGUUUUCAAUUGAAACCCCAUGGUCAGAAAAGGAAGCAGCAAUUUCAAGCUGAGAUUAAGGAGAAGAAGGGCAGAGGUAAUGGUUGUGUCAAUUUCAGUAGUACUAGUAUUUUCAAUUUUAAUGAUAAUCAAGAAGAUGUUAUAGCACGGGAAAUUCUCAGUUGGUUACCGGUAAAGUGCUUGAUAAGAUUUAAAUCUGUAUGCAAAUAUUGGUUUUCAGUAAUUGAAGAAGAUGUUGGAUUUAUAAGUCUACACCUUGAGCGGUCUAGAGCACGACCAUGCCUUCUCGUUGCUAAUUCAAUUGAUAAUCGUUCUAAAUAUGAAUUUAUGACUGCCAGUCUAGUAUUUGGGGAUAAAGGAGCUAUAUCGGCAGCAAAAUUUCACACAAUAAGAGAGAUUGAAUUUGGUGGUCCUGAUUUAAUGUUAAAGCCAGUAUUUGGGUUAAUUGGGUUCUUUGGUGAAAUAAGAGAUGACCCCGGUGUUUGCAUCUUUAACUUAAGUACCCGGAAAAUGACGCCUUGGAUUGUAAGCAACUUGUUAAGAGAUGUGCGUAGACAAGACCUUGAAGCGUCUAAUAAAAUUGCAAUGGCUACAUGCACAUUAGGAUAUGAUCCCAUCUCUAAAGAGCAUAAAGUGGUUGGUAUAUGGAGGUCUUCGCAACCUUCUUAUGUAGUUUGUGAGGUGUUGACAGUUGGAGAUAAUGAAUGGAGACGGAUUGAUGAGGUACCACCACAUGAUAUAGAAUUACACGGAUCUUCAGUUUAUAUAAAUGGUUCUAUUUAUUAUACCACUAAGUUUCUUGGAAUGUUUGAAGCCGGUGAAAAAGAGAAAAAAUUCAUAGUGGGAUUUGAUGUUGGAAGUGAGAAGUUUAGAGCAAUUAGGGUCCCUAGCUACAUCUUUGAACAACCUGAAAAUUACAAUUUUCGUUUCUACCAUAUCAUGCUGUUAGAAUUAAAUGGACGCUUAGGUUUAUUUAGUAUACUUGAAAAGAGUGGUUACACACCUAAGUUAUGGGUAUUGAAUGAAGAUAGAAACAGGAAAAACUCAAGAAAUUCUUGGACUGAGGUUUCCAUUCAGCUACCCUACACUUUGGGCGGAGGUCGCUGUGAUUUUGCUUGUGAUCCAGUUCCAGGGACAAAUCAAUUAAUCUUAACCUCUUAUUUGAAAACAUCUGGCUGUAAGAUAUCUGAAUCUACAUGCCAUUCGUAUAAUUGGAAAAAGAAGACGUUCAAUGCAAUUGAUUUCAGUGGGAUUUCCUCAGCUCCUUGUUUUUCCUCUGCAUCAACGGUUGGAUCUUUCUUUGAGAGCCUAUUUCCCAUCCAAAAGCGCAGCUAUAGAGGUUCGGGAGUUGAUGAGCUUGAUUGUUGAAGACUCCUCCUGGAAGAGAUAAGUUGGUGGCGAUUGAUUGUUGGACCAAUCUGGGCUCUUACUGUUACACUGUCUUCAUUGGGUUCUCUUGGUAUGUCUUUUUUGUAUGCUCUAAAUUAUUUUGUCCUCUACACAUGCGGUUCGGGAGUUGAUGAACUGAUUGUUGAAGACUCCUCCUGGAAGAGACAAGUUGGUGGUGAUUGAUCGUUGGAUUAGUCUGGGGUUCUCACUGUCAACAAUAUGUUCUCUUGGUGUGUCAGCAUUAGGUUCUCUUCUGAUGGUUGUCUUAAAUUAUAUGUAGCAAGUACUCUAGAUUAUUUUGUCCUCUACGCAUGCUGUUCUUUUGUUUUUAAACUUUAAAGUUAUAAACUGGUAGUACAAUGGUGGUGUUCAAGUC
Molecule: messenger RNA, 1794 nt
Organism: Papaver somniferum (opium poppy)
Lineage: Eukaryota; Viridiplantae; Streptophyta; Magnoliopsida; Ranunculales; Papaveraceae
Product: putative F-box protein At1g50870
Exons: 2
Coding region: 357-1397 (346 amino acids)
Source: RefSeq, a predicted model, not a curated record